Closterium sp. NIES-67 is the source of this 5425-nucleotide messenger RNA. NCBI's taxonomy places the organism in Eukaryota, Viridiplantae, Streptophyta, Zygnematophyceae, Desmidiales, Closteriaceae. The record is from the annotation of a GenBank genome assembly.
CAUCACUCCUCCCUCUCCAUUUCUUUCUGUUGUUGUAGCUCUAGCAGGUUGCAUCUCAGCACUGUGGGACACUCAACUUAGAUCACGUAUUUCCUAUGAAAGCCGUGCACUUGCGUGUGACUAGCACUUCUCUUUCGUGCCGAAGCACUAUUGGCGUUUGCUUGUACGGUUCAGCGACAACUUGUCAGGCAAACGAGUCCUCUUUUUCCGCAGCGAGAUUUUUUUUUCCCUCAACUGCUAGUAGACAUUCUGAAUAGUACUACUUCGUAGUUCUGAAUAGUACUACUUAGUAGUUCUGAAUAGUACUACUUAGUAGUUCUGAAUAGUACUACUUAUUAGUUCUGAAUAGUUCUCGUUUCGCAGAAAAAAACCGAGCUGUUUUUUACCAGGAGUUUUCACAGAACGUCAGAAAUCGAGAGCACCGAUCUUAGCCUCUGGACCUAGUAGGAAUUUUUUUUGAGGUAGUGGAAUCUUAGCUUUUGGUUCGCGGUGGGCCGCUACGCAACGAGCCGAAUACGAUCGAUUACCUUUGUGCAACAAUGGAGUGUUAGAUCAAAAGCUCGCGACGCGAAUGGCGGCUAGCGACGUGAGUCGUCUCAGAGCUCGAAACGUUACACUGAAGAGUAUCGAAAGGCAAAAAAAUGCAGUUUUUUCCUACAUUAGCAGGCCGCCCAAUUCGUCCUUUUCUCUUGUAACGGUUCCUGAAACGGACGAAAGCAGCCGAAUUCAGCUUCCCGGAUUCAAGUACCACUCAAAUCCCAGCGCGGAUAGUACCCAUCGCGUGUGUCCAUCGUGCGGUUGCUUGCUUCCGACGCGCCGCCGGUCGUCCGAUGCCUCGUCGAUCGCCGCAUGAUCGCAUCCCUUCUGACGUGAUCGCCGAUCGCGCGACGCCUCUCGUUUCGACUGCUCGGUGUCCAUCCCGCGGCACUUGCUCUGACGUGCCACUUGGUCGCAACGACGUGGCUGCUCUCGAUGCGCCGGUCGCCGCGUGCCUCUCGUUUCGACUGCUAGGUGUCCAUCCUGCGCUUGCUUUCCGACGCGCCGGUCGCGUCGUGUCUCGUCGUGUCGUGCCGUGUCGUCGCCGCAGCUUCCGCGUCUCGGUCGCUUCUGCGACGGCCCCGUGCUCGUCGUCGCGUGCGAUUUCUCGUCGCCGUCGCGGUUCGUCGCCACGGCCGCGUGACUCCGGCGUUCCCUCUUGAGGUCACCUAACACAGGCGCGGGCGCCGGUGCGUCGCCGCGUGACGGCGGUGGGGUAGGAAUUGCUGACUCUGGUUCCCGUGAGGAUCGCCGACUCAGAAUGCCGACUGAGGAGGAGGAGGAGGAGGACCGCCGGCGGUACUACGCCCGUUCGCCGUCGCCUGAAGAGGUGUCGUACGCGGCAGCAGCCGUGCAGGAAGGAGACGGAGGAGAAGGGGGAGGAGGCGAAGGAGAAGGCGGGGAAGGGGAAGGCGGGGAAGGGGAAGGAGGGGAAGCGCAAGCUGCACCGCCGUCGUCAGAGAGCAUUGGGAGAGAGGAAGAGAUGGUUCGGUCGGGGGGUUUCGUCCUCGUCUCUGGCUGCCUCUGCAUGGACCCCGCUAUGCUCGCAAACGUAUCGAUGGUGGAGGUCAGGGCACAGACAGCUGAUGUUCUGAGACGGAUCGAAGCGGUGCUGAAGGAAGCGGGCACCAACCUGGUUCGACUGGGCCAGGAGAACGCAGCAGCAUCAGCAGCAGCUAGGGAUGGCAACCACCGCGCCAGCAACUCUCCCCAUCCCGGUUCCAGCAACCCUGAUCCAAACAAUUCUUCCCGCGUCAACACCCGGGAUAAUAGCCCCCGAGCCGGUGACGCUAGCGCCCAUACUGAGCGGGGGAGUGGCCAGGCUCGGAACGCCUAUGGAAGCUCCGGUGAUGACAAUCAGGGGGGCCAAGGGGAAGGUGGGCUUUCACCUGCUGCUAGGUUCGGUAAUAGGCCCGGUGGUAGGUCCGGCACCAGGUCUGGUAAUAGGUUUGACGAUAGGCCGGUGCCUCUUGAAGAGAGAAAUGGCAAUGUUGGUGGUGAUGGUGGUGGUACUGGCGGUGAUGCUGAUGUAUAUGCCAGUGGGGAUGCUGCUGAUGCAUGUGAAGCCAUGGAUGCAUGUCAGCCCAUGGAUACUUCACACAUGCCACCAUCAACCCUCCGCCACCGCUCCUCCUCACUCCCACCGCCCUCCACUCGACCUAUCCCCGGUACAAUCUUCACUAGGGUUCAUGCUACAGCCGCUGCUGGUCCCCGUCUUGGCUCUGCUGCUACAGCCGCUCGUGCAGAAUACAGGGCUGGCGGAUUAUCGGACGGUUUCCCAGGCGGUUUCCCAGGUGGUUUUUCAGGUGGUUUUGCUGGGGCUUCUGAGACGUGCUCUGCUCCUGCAACCCCUGCUGCAUCUGCUGCCCGGGCUCUCCCGGAUUCAAGUGCUGAAGAGCUAACACCGCUGCCGGCCGCUCAACUAACCCAACUGCAAGGGCGGGUGGGUGCUUUGGAAGGGGGUUGUGAGGCCACUGGUGGUGCUACAGCUGAUGCCGCUGGGGUUGGUGCUGCUGCUGCUGCUGGCGCUGCUGCUGGUGCUGGUUCUAGUGCUGGGAGUGCUGCUGCUGGUUCUACUGCUGCUGCUGCUGCUGCUGCUUCCGGUGCUGUUGGUGCUGGUUCUGGAUCUAGUGCUGCGGGUGCUGGUGCUGGUGCUGGUGCUGGUGCUGGUGCUGGUGCUGGUGCUGGUGCUGGUGCUGCGGCUGCUGCUGCUGGUGUUGGUGGUGCGUUUACUUAUGCUGAUGCUGCUGCUGCUGCAGCAUCACCUGCCAACCAAAGAAGGCCCGAGGAUCGACAGGCAGGGGUUGUCCCCCGAGGCAGGGAAGAGCAUAUCCCCUCUGGGAAUGCUGCUUUCGGUUGCCAAUCGUCUGAUGCCAAUGCGUCUCCCCAUGUCCUGGGUCCCCCUGCGGCGAACACCUACACUCAGCAGCCUUCCCACGAGCGUGCUUUAGCACAGCAUGCCUCCGAUGCCUCCCCUAACAAUGCUUUCCUGCCGCAUGUUUCCCACAAGGCGAGGAUCAAGCUGAUAGGGGUGAAGCGGGAGAGAGAGGAGGAGGAGGAGCGAGGGGAGUUGGUGGGUGUGGGCUCCCUGGGUAGUGGGUCUCGGAUGGGCGAGGUGACUGUGACUGUAUCCGCUCGGGAGGUUGAUAGUGGUAUUGGAAACGGUCUCGCAACCCCUGCAUGGAGGGGAGCGGCAGCAGAUGGUGAAGGAACAGGGGGAGAAGGAGGAGGGGCAGGAGGAGGAGCAGGAGGAGGGGCAGGAGGAGGAGCAGGAGGAGCAGCAGCGGCAGCGGCUGCGGCGGCGGCGGUUGCGGUGGCGGCAGUGGCAGCAAGAGCAGAAAUGGUUGGGACGAAUGGAGACGGUUGGCCUAGCCGCUCAGAAAGUAGAAAGCAGGUUGAGUCUGCUGCUGUGGUGCAGAGCGGUGCUGCAAGGCGAGGGGGUGGAGGUACUAGAGUGGCGACAGGAGAGAGGGGAGCAGGAGGGGGGGAUAGUGGUGGGGAAAGGCAGACAGGGGCGGGUAGGGAUGAGGUAGUGAGGGAGGGAGAAAGAGGAGAGAUGGAGGGGGGAGGGGAUGCAGAAGGGGUGUUAGUCGUGGCAGCAGCACCCCCUGAUGCCGUGGCAGCAGCAGCAGCGUCUGCUGGUGGUGGUGGUGGUGGUGGUGGUGGGCUCAUGGCAGCCGCAGCUGCAAGUAUCAUGAGAGCGCCUGCAGAUGUGCUGACGGUGCUUCCCACUGGGGAGGGCGAGAGAUUGGCGGUGGCGACCAGGGGUGACGUGGUGGGGGCGUCUCAAGGGGAAGCGAUGGGGGGAAGUCAUCGCAGGGCCCUAGUUACUACAGGUGGUGACAGGUCAGCAGCGCCUGCUAGUGGCACGGGUGGUGGGGCGAUUCCCGAAAGUGGGGUUGGGGAGACGGUGGGUGGAGUUGAUGGCGUGAUUGUGACAAGUGGUGGUGGUGAUGCUGCUGCUGCUGCUGCCGUGGGUGCUAAUGGUGGUGGUGGUGGUGGUGCUGCUGCUGCUGCCGUGGGUGCUAAUGGUGCUGGUGGUGGUGGUGCUGGUGUGCACCAGACAGUUCCGGAAAGCGGUGGUGGAGGGAUGGUGGUGGCGUGUGCUGCUGUGGCUGCUGCUGCUGCUGCUGCUGUGGAUGCAAGUGGUGCUGCUGCUGGGGAGGGGGGAGAGGGGCGGUUCCCGUGCCUGGCGCCCGGGUGUGAGAAGACGUACAAGAACAGAGACAACAUGAACAAGCACUUUGCCAAGGUCCACAGCAAGACGGCCCGCCUGUACGAGUGCAACCUGGUGCGCGUCGACGGGUCAUCCUGCGACUUCAAGACGCACGACGCUGGGAAGAUGAGCAACCACAAGAAGUACAGCCUGGCACAUAACCGCAGGGAGGACUUUAAGCACCCGUGCGACUCGUGUGGGACCCGCUUUCCCCGCAGGCACGAGCUCGACCGCCACAGGCCGGCAUGCAAAGGGCCUCAAGCCACCCCCAACCACCAGAACCUCCCCCAGGCGAACCUCCCAUCCACUACCCACGUCAACUCCACCAGCACGGUUGCUCUCACUGACGUGCCUUCUACUGACCACAUGGGGAAUGCGGGCGGCACGGGGAACGCGGGCGGCAUGGGGAACGUGGGCAGCAUGGGGAAUGCGGGCGGCAUGGGGAAUGCGGGCGGCAUGGGGAAUGCGGGCGGCAUGGGGAACGCGGGCGGCAUGGGGGCAUGGGAGAAUCGGGAAACACACGCUCGAUUUCCAGCCUGCUUGCGUAUGGAAGUGUCGUUCCAAACCAAGCCAGUUACCAAGCCGAUUACCAAGCCAAUCACCAAGCCAAUUACCAAGCUAAUCAUCAAGCCAACUAUUACCAAGCCACCCACCAAUCCUCGGACCAAGUUUUCAACCAGGAAGGAGGAGCAGGAGGGUCAGGAGUGGGUGGGAGCGGUGGAGGAGGAGGAGGUGGAGGAGGAGAGGGAGGAGGAGAGGGAGGAGGAGAGGGAGGAACGGCAGGAGCAGCAGGAGCUGCAGGAGGGGGAGGAGGGGGAGGAGGGGGAGGAGGGGGAGGAGGGGGAGGAGGGGGAGGAGGGGGGGAAAGAGGGAGGGGAAGGGGAGGAGCAGUCAGGAGUAGUUUUGCUGCUAUGAUGAUGGGUCGGGCCACUAUUCAAGGGGCAUUGAGGGUUAUGAAGAUGGGCGGUGCUGCUGCUGCUAGUGCUGCUGGUGUUUCUAGUGCUGCUGGUGCUGGUGCUGGUGCCGGUGCUGGUGCCGGUGCUGGUGCUGGUGCUGGUGCUGGUUCUGGUUCUGGUGCUGGUGUCGGUGCUGGUGGUGCUGGUGCUGGUGCGGGUGGUGGUGGUGGUGCGGCUGCUAAUGCUGCUGCCGGUGUUGCUGGUGCUGUUAAUUCUG